GACAAAUAUUUUAUGGCUCUUUAGAGCAACUGUGUUUUCAACUUCAAUUUCUGAUGUUCAUUGCUAAUACACAGAAAUAUAGUUUUUGUAUCCUUGCUAAACUUAGGUUCUAGGAGGUUUUGUUUUUGUUGCUGUUGACUCUGGGAUUUUCUGUGUAGACUAUCAUGUCUUCUGUGAACAGGGACAGUUUCUUUCCAUUCUGUAUGCUUUUUCUUUUUCUUGCCUUAUUGCAAGGGCUAGGACUUCACGUAUGAUGUUAAACAGGAGUGGUGAAAGUAGACAUCCUUGCCUUGUCCUGAUCUUAGGGAGAAAGCAAUCUUUUACUGUGAAGUAUGAUUUUUGGUGUAGGAUUUUGUAGAUACCCUUUAUCAAGUUCACGAAGUUCCCUUUUGUUCUAGUUUUCUGAGAGUUUGUAUCAUGAAUAUUGAAUUUUGUCAAAUGUUUCUUGCUGCAUCAAUUGACAUGAUCAUGUGGUUUUACUUCUCAGAUUGUUAAUAUGGCAUAUUACGUUGAUUUUUAAGUGUUUAAUCAGCUUUGCAUUCCAGGUUUAUGUUUUACUUUGUAAUUACAUAUUAUUCUUUUUUUAUGUAUUGCAGGAUUUGAUGUGCUAAUAAUUUGUUGCAAUUUUUGCUUCUAUGUUCAUGAGAGAUAUUAAUCUGUAAUUUUCUUUUCUUUGUACUACCUUUGGCUAACUUUGGUAUUGACAUAAUCUUUUUGGAGGGCAAUUUGUUAAUUGUAACAGAAGUCUUUAAAAUGUGCUCGCCUAUGGAUUCCACUUGGAAGAAUUUAUCUUAAGGAAAUAGAGAUUUCUAUUACACACAUACUUUGGGUUCAGGUAGACCUGGAUUUAAGUAUGAACCCAAUCCUUAUAUUAACUGCUUAAAUUCUGUGGGUCUGUUUUCCAAUGUGUAAAAUGGGGAUGAGGACCUAUUUCAGACCUUAUUAACUGAGACAAUUCACAUACAGUGCCCAACAUCCAGUAAGUUUUAAGUAAAUGGUAGCUCUUGGUAUUACGUUAUACUCUCUGGCCUCUCUGUAGGAGGACACUUCUGUCCAAAUCAGAGGAUGUCAUCUUUGCUUCUGUAUUGGCUCCCACUUUGAAUCUCCUUAAUCUUCCUCAUCUCUAAUUUCGCCGUCUUCUGUUAGACGUGUUAGGCCUUGAGAAUACAAAAGCAACAAAAGAUAUCGUCCUUGUUUUCAGAGACAUGAACCUCCUAGACACAGGCGCAAACGGUACCAAGCAAUGUAACAGAACAAAAGUGAGACGUCUGCCCAAGGGGCAGCCGGCCCUGGACACGCAUUCAGAGCGUCAGUGUCAGCUGACACUCGGGAGUUACAGCUCGGGCGGUCACCGAGCUGGGAAGACAGGAGGCAGUGCCGCAACUUCUUCAGCGUAGCCUUAAGUCGCGGUGAGGGGCGCGUAGAGACUUGCUGCUCCCAUAGCAACGGGACCAGCCACCCUCUACAGGCCGGACGGGUUACUUCCGUUCACCGUCGGCUGAGCCAAGAAAGGCCGCUUCCGAUCCCCCGAGGCGCGGGGUCGCGCGGACGCCCGGUUGUAACUGAACAACCCGAGCCCCACGUCUCUGAUUGGCUCAGGCAGAGGAAGGGGGCGGGAGAGCGGCAACGAAGGGCGUGGCCGGCUUCUACUCAAACUUGAGGUUUCUCUCCUCCCCUCACAGCGGAAGCCGACCUCGCCCGCCCCGGAAGUGCGAACUGUGUGGUCUGGCAGGUGUGGAUUCCGCCGGUGAAGGCUGAAGGCAGCUACAUUAAAGAUGCCGGGAUCUGCAGCGAAGGGCUCGGAGUUGUCAGAGAGGAUCGAGAGCUUCGUGGAGACCCUGAAGCGGGGUGGUGGGCCGCGCAGCUCCGAGGAAAUGGCUCGGGAGACCCUGGGGCUGCUGCGCCAGAUCAUCACGGACCACUGCUGGAGCAACGCGGGGGAGCUGAUGGAGCUGAUCCGCAGAGAGGGCAGGAGGAUGACAGCCGCUCAGCCCUCCGAGACCACCGUGGGCAACAUGGUGCGGAGAGUGCUCAAGAUUAUCCGGGAGGAGUAUGGCAGACUCCAUGGACGCAGCGACGAGAGUGAUCAGCAGGAGUCCCUGCACAAACUGUUGACAUCCGGAGGCCUGAACGAGGAUUUCAGCUUCCAUUAUGCCCAACUCCAGUCCAACAUCAUUGAGGCGAUUAAUGAGCUGCUAGUGGAGCUGGAAGGGACAAUGGAGAACAUUGCAGCCCAGGCUCUGGAGCACAUUCACUCCAAUGAGGUGAUCAUGACCAUUGGCUUCUCCCGAACAGUAGAGGCCUUCCUCAAAGAGGCUGCCCGAAAGAGGAAAUUCCAUGUCAUUGUAGCAGAGUGUGCUCCUUUCUGCCAGGGUCAUGAAAUGGCUGUGAAUUUGUCCAAAGCAGGUAUUGAGACAACUGUCAUGACUGAUGCUGCCAUUUUUGCCGUUAUGUCAAGAGUCAACAAGGUGAUCAUUGGCACAAAGACCAUCCUGGCCAAUGGGGCCCUGAGAGCUGUGACAGGAACUCACACUCUGGCACUGGCAGCAAAACACCAUUCCACCCCACUCAUCGUCUGUGCACCUAUGUUCAAACUUUCCCCACAGUUCCCCAAUGAAGAAGACUCAUUUCAUAAGUUUGUGGCUCCUGAAGAAGUCCUGCCAUUCACAGAAGGGGACAUUCUGGAGAAGGUCAGCGUGCAUUGCCCUGUGUUUGACUACGUCCCCCCAGAGCUCAUUACCCUCUUUAUCUCCAACAUUGGUGGGAAUGCACCUUCCUACAUCUACCGCCUGAUGAGUGAACUCUACCAUCCUGAUGAUCAUGUUUUAUGACCGACCACACGUGUCCUAAGCAGAGAUUGCUUAGGCAGAUACAGAAUGAAGAGACUUGAGUGUUGCUGCUGAAACACAUCCUUGCAAUGUGGGAGUGCACAGGAGUCCACCUAAAAAAAAAUCCUUGAUACUGUUGCCUGCCUUUUUAGUCACCCCAUAACAAGGGCACACGUCCAGGACUGUGUCUUGCCUUUCAGAUCUUAACAGAGCAGCAGGGCUUAACCUGUUGAUUUUGGAGCCUCUUAGUGACCUGGCUGCGUCUGUGUCAGGAACUUAAACUUUCUGGUUCAGUAGUGUGUUAAACAUAACACUGAAUACCUUGCUGGGAUACAGAUUUUUGCUCAGAAAUGGCUACGACACUUCUUCUAGGCUCUACCAAUAAAAGCCACUUGAAGGUUC
Molecule: messenger RNA, 3230 nt
Organism: Pongo pygmaeus (Bornean orangutan)
Lineage: Eukaryota; Metazoa; Chordata; Mammalia; Primates; Hominidae
Gene: EIF2B2
Product: eukaryotic translation initiation factor 2B subunit beta
Exons: 8
Coding region: 1776-2831 (351 amino acids)
Biological process (GO): translational initiation
Cellular component (GO): eukaryotic translation initiation factor 2B complex
Molecular function (GO): translation initiation factor activity; guanyl-nucleotide exchange factor activity
Source: RefSeq, a predicted model, not a curated record